AUGAGAGGUUAUUUACAAUCUUUCUUCAAAGGUAAUCAAACUUUGAAUGGUGGAGUAGGAGGACCUGUUUUUGUAGCUGGUGAAAAUCCAGGACAAAUAGCCAUUUCCAACACAACCUUCAAUCAAAACAAUGCCGACGGUUCUGGUGGUGUCACUCUACUUGAUAAACUGUUUUCAAAAACAACUAUGCCAGUGAUGGUGGUUUCAAUACUAACAGAUAAUACCGCUGUUUCAAAUGGAGGUGCAAUUUAUAUGUUCGAAUCAAGCUACGGUCCAUUAUUAUGGCAUAUUACAAUUUUAUCUCUAGUUGAGAUUGGAAAUUAA
Heterostelium album PN500 is the source of this 324-nucleotide messenger RNA. RefSeq lists its product as uncharacterized. The record is from RefSeq and is a predicted model, not a curated record. Bases 1 to 324 code for a protein of 107 amino acids. The transcript has 6 exons. Lineage: Eukaryota; Evosea; Eumycetozoa; Acytosteliales; Acytosteliaceae.